This is a messenger RNA of Triticum dicoccoides, 4053 nucleotides long. RefSeq lists its product as uncharacterized. The coding region runs from base 104 to 3847 and encodes 1247 amino acids. The transcript has 16 exons. NCBI's taxonomy places the organism in Eukaryota, Viridiplantae, Streptophyta, Magnoliopsida, Poales, Poaceae. The record is from RefSeq and is a predicted model, not a curated record.
CCGGCCAACCAAAUUCGUCUCCACCUUGACUUGCUUCGACUCCACCUCCGUUGGUUGCCUCCGUCCCCUCCGACCAAACCCCAAUGCCUCGCCGCGGCCGCCGAUGGCCGACGCCCCGCCGCCCGCGCCCGUGACCGCGCCGCGCCGACGCCCCCGCAGAGAGCCGUCGGAGCCCCGGAGCGAGAGCGACUGGGAGGAGGGAUCCAGCAGCAGGGAGGGCUCCCCGGGCGCCGACAGCGCCGACGGAGACGCCGUGCGCCGCGCCGCGCGCCGCUGGAGCGACGACCGGGCCGCGCGGAUCUCGGGCACCGCCGCCGACGCCGGCUGGUGGCUCGGCGAGAUCGAGCGCGACCGCGUGCGCCUCGUCCGGGACUGGGUCCAGGUCCAGAUGGAGGCCGCGCGCGACCGCGACCGCGACCAGGGCGGCGCCGACGGCGGCGACCCGCCGCACCCGCCCCCGUCGCCCGCCGCCGGCCCCCGGAUCCGCGGCCGCCAGGCCAGGCUCGAGCUCGUCAUGCGCCUCGCCGCCGACCGCCACGCCGAGCUCCAGCGCCUCUCCCUCCGCCGCGCCGUCUCCGCCUUCCCCCACCGCAACCGAAUCCACGCGCUGCUCCGGGGAAGGUUUCUGCGGAACGGCGGCCUGCCGGAGGAGGAGAGGAGGCAGCCGUCGGUGGCCGCCAGGGAGCUCGGGCAGCUCCGGCAGCGCCACCCCGUCUCCGGCCUCAGAUUGGAGAAUCUUGUACGAGGUCAAGCAGCUAGCCGGUCGGAUUCAUCUUCAGCUCAGACUGUCGAGCUCUCAACCAUUGACCAUUCUGAAUCAAGCCGUGCUGCUUCUGAAGAUACUCAGGACAUGCAUCGACAGGCAAACGAUAAUGUUGAUCUUCAGCGAAUUGGAGAGACAGCAACAGGGUCAGAUUAUGGAAGCAAUGCUCCUAGUAUUGCUGAAGGAUUGUCCGAGCCUCAUAGUCAGGAGGAGGGUUGGCAGGAAGAUUUGGAGGUGGUGGAUAGAAGAAGAGACUGGGAUCAGUUUUCCCAUGCUAUUACUACGACUGGAGAGGGAUCUGGCAGAAACUGGAUUGAAAGUGCGGACAGCAGUUCAUCAUCGUCUGAUGAGAGGACAACAGAGGCUGGAGAUCGUCAAGGUGCCUCGUAUCUUCUGGAAACAAGUGAUGAGUCAACAAUUAGUGAUAAUAAUCUUCCUGAAGCACAUGAAGAGCAGCUUGACAGUAACCAUCUCCCCGAAGCGCUUGAAGGCAAUAAUCAUCUCCAAGAAGCGCGUGGAGAGUGGAACAGGGAGGGUAAUGAUCCCGCACAAGUGCGUGAUGAGUGGCCCAGUGACGAUCAUUUUCCAGAAAUGAAUGAAGUGUGGCACGACGACGAUGAGUCCAAUGGGAGUGCGCAUAACUGGCAUGACGAUCAUUCAGAGCAACCCGUUGACCAGGAGUCUACGCUCAUCAGAAGAGUUAAUACAUUUACCCCUGGCGAUGACGAUAAUGUCUACAGCACAGAACUAAGGGAGCUUCUAAGCAGAAGGAGCGUUUCUAAUCUUCUUGAUAGCGCUUUCCGUGAAAACCUAGACCGCCUUAUCCGGUCAUACGUUGAACGCCAAGGUCGUGGUCCUCUCUCUUUGAAUCUGCAAGGAACACCUGCGGUAGCAGCAGCAACCCCUGACCAGCAGGAGCAAGAUCAAGAAGAGCAGCGGCAUGGAGAUGACGACGAGGAACAGCAACUUCUUCGUGAUGCUGCAAAUGUUAGGCCUCGCUUAGUGAUCCCACCUCCACCUAUGCCUCCUCGUCAACCACUUUGGCAUUCGGAGCUGCAUCAUAACAACUGGAUGAGACAGAACAUCAACCGCUCCGAUAUCGAAUGGGAGGCUAUUAAUGAUUUGAGGGCUGAUAUGGCUAGACUUCAGCAAGGUAUGGGUCAUAUGCAAAGGAUGUUGGAAGCUUGCAUGGAUAUGCAGCUUGAGUUACAACGUUCUGUGAGGCAGGAAGUUUCCGCGGCCUUGAAUCGCUUCAUCGGGGAGCAAGGGGAACCCAAGGAGACCAUCGACGAUGGAUCGAAAUGGAUGAAUGUGAGGAAAGGCACUUGCUGUGUAUGCUGUGAUACUCCGAUCGACUCUCUUCUGUACAGAUGUGGGCACAUGUGCACAUGCUCGAAAUGCGCGAACGAGUUGGUUCGAAGUGGAGGGAAGUGUCCGCUGUGCCGCGCACCCAUUAUUGAGGUGAUCCGAGCUUACUUCAUCAUGUCCGGCGACAGCGAGGAGGAGGCAUCUCCGAUGGUGUGGGAUUCACAAGAUUUACGCGCCCAGGCGGAGCGUAACGAGGAGCAGCUGCUGGCCGCGAUGUCGGUCGAUCCUGGCCGUCUUCCAGCUCUCAACGAUCUGCUCCUCGAGGUGUAUGCCGUGCUGCGCCCCAAGCCCGCUGACUACCAGCAGCGGAACGCCUUGGUUGAUGUCUUCAACAAGAUGGCAACCAGAAUCUUUGGUAACGACAACGGGUUUCCAGUCGUGCAAGCAUUUGGGUCAUUCACAAUGGAUUUAUUUACUCCUAAAAGUGACCUGGAUCUCUCUGUCAACUUCAGUGCAGACAUCGAGGAUCAGUGCCCUCGCAAGAAAAAGAUGAAAGUUGUCAGGAAAUUCGCCAAAGUUCUAUACUCCCUUCAAAGGGACGGAAUUUACUGUGGGGUUUUACCUGUUGUAAGUGCUAAGGUGCCUAUUGUGAAUGUUAUUGAUCGGGGAACUGGCAUCGAGUGUGAUAUUACGGUUGAAAACAAAGAUGGCAUGACAAGAUCGAUGAUCGUCAAAUUGAUUUCUUCACUUGAUGAAAGGUUUCAGAUACUAAGUUACUUGGUCAAGACCUGGGCUAAGAUACAUGAUGUGAAUAGCCCGACAGCGCAGACAAUGAGCUCGAUGUCAAUCAUUUCCUUGGUUGCUUUCCAUCUGCAGACCCGCCAUCCUCCAAUAUUGCCCGCGUUCUCUGCCUUGUUAAAAGAUGGUUCAGAUUUCGCAAGUGUUGAGAAGAACAUCUCGCUCUUUAAGGGGUUUGGGAGCGCAAAUAAAGAAUCGGUAGCUGAACUUUUUGUAACACUAAUGAGUAAGCUACUAUCAGUGGAGAGUUUAUGGGAGCACGGGCUCUGCGCUAGCAAUUUCGAAGCAUCGUGGAUCUCCAAGACCUGGAAGAAAGGAGUUGGUAAUCUAAGUGUUGAAGACUUCUUGGACCGGUCGCAGAACUUUGCGAGGGCUGUAGGGAAGGCGCAGAUGCAGAAGAUCUGCACAUGCCUUGUAGUUUGCGCUUCGAACCUGACAGAUUUCAUGAAGGGCCACAUCGACGCAUCGAAGCUCAAGACCCGCCUGUUUGGGCGCCUGAACCCCGACGAUCUGGUCAGCAGGCCUCGUCCGAGACGCGGCAAGAGGGACCUUAGCCCGGAGGGCAGACGCGGGAUCCAACAAGAGAGGACAAAGCGUGCUGCACGCCACGAGGAACCGGCACACCAAGUUAAUGCUACGCCCGGCACUGCUCGUGUUGCCACGGUUCUGCCUCCCGUUCGACAUUGUCGAUUCCCGGGCAUCCAGUCUGGUGGCGCGCAGUAUGUGCAUAAGCCAUGGUGGCCCUUUAGGAUCGUCCCUUCAGGAUUCGGCUAUGGGAUAUCCGUUCGGUUGCCCCCGAGAGCCCCCCAUCCUGGGCCGGGAAUAUUGGGGCGAGCCCCGGGUGAUCUGAUACGACCGAAUAGUGGAAUUCAGCUGCCGAAGCAAGGCUCGCUUCUCCCGACGCCAUUGCGGGAAAGGUCUGCCAGCACGCGUCGUCCGGGCAGCGGUGAAGACGAGCAGCUCCAUCCAGCACCGUGAGCGGAGGGACGGUGGAGUUCUUCAUAUUAGCUUGCUGGUCUAGGAAUGCAGUUUUAGCUUGCAUAUGCUUUUAGAGCUGUGCUGACUGCCAAGACUGUAUUGAUGUAUCCUUGGGCCUCAUUGUAAAUGCCUUUCGGUUGAAGAAAAACUGAAGAAGCUCCUCAACUAAUCGUAUUAUUAGCUACUAGUACAACACUUGUUUUUUA